UGGCCCUAUUGGAGUAGAAAAAACUAUUUUUGGAAAAAUAUUAUCAAAAUAUCUUGAAGCCAGAGGUUCAACAGUAUUCUAUCCUAAAGAGGCUUCGAUUAAAGUUUUUAAAGAACUAGAAUUGGUAUAUGAAACUGAUGAAAAGGAUGUUGAUUAUGUUAUAUUAGAUUGCUCUUCUCUUGAAAUUAAUAUAUUUUCAAAUACUAAUAUUGAAAAUGAAAAAUUGAGAAAAUAUUUUGAAAAAAAGUAUUUGAAAUCAAUUUUAAAAAUUACUAUGAAACAAAAAAUAUUUAAAAAAAAUUAUGAUCAGUAUGAGCAAGAUUUUAAUGAUAUUUAUCCUGAACAUAUUUUAUUUGAGAAUACUUUUAAUCUUUGUGAAAAGUGUUGUAAGAAAAAAAAAUAUUCUAAAGCUAGUUGUGAAUUUUCAAAUAGUAAAGUUUUGAAAAAACUUAUUUAG
Molecule: messenger RNA, 457 nt
Organism: Racocetra persica
Lineage: Eukaryota; Fungi; Glomeromycota; Glomeromycetes; Diversisporales; Gigasporaceae
Source: the annotation of a GenBank genome assembly